AUUGAGUACAUGACCAUGGCCGAUGCAUUUGAAUUAGCCCGAGAAUUCAGUCGCAUUCAUCGUGAUAAAAUGUAGCGCAGAUUCGAACAGAGUCUCACUGUAUUAAACUUGGAGCUAUAAUUAGUGUUCUUAGAUGAAAUGUUGGUUAAUAUUUGCGGUUUCAUCCACGUUUGAUAAUUAUUGAGCGAAGGAAGAAGUAAACACGAAACUUCAAGGAUAUGGCUUCACCUUGUUUUCGAAACGAGCUGUUUUGGGGUUCGCUUGUACUAAACUGGUAAGUGUGUUUGUUGAUGUUACGAUGGGCGGUUUGCUUCGUUCUUUAAGCGAAACUCAAAGCGUCGUUUACACUAUCGUGAGAACUGGCCCGUAAAAAGUAUAAACAACUGUUUGUGAUGUAAAGCUUCAUUUACAAAAGCGUUGUAUAAAGGUUAAUUAAACACGCCACGCUCGAAAAUUCAGUGAAGCAAACAGACCGUUGUUUAAAGUGUUUAGACAUUUUAGUUAUGAUUCAAUAUUUGCUUGGCUUAAAAUGAUUGCGAGAAAGACUCUAAGAUAAACAGAAACAGACAGUCAUUUAUGGUAGAUAUUCAUCAACACCGUAGACACAUACUGACAUGAGCCGCAAACUCCUAACUAACUUGAUAGAAUUGUUCACUUUAAUUUGUUGCUUACAUACGUAUUUUGACUACAUACGAUUCGCAAAUGCAUAAGAUUUAACUCUAUAGCUUUCUCUCAGCAUUACUCAAAAAAAUUUCAAGAGGGCCUUUUAAAUUCCCUUUAUGGUCGUUUAUCUUAAUACGUGUUUUAUUACCAGACAUUUUGUAGCGAUAAAUAAAUCUUUUCUACCCUCUGUUGGCAUAGGUUCAUAAGCGUUCAACUCUGAUCUUUCUCUGAAUUUUACUGAGAGCGAAUUCUUCGGAUGACAACCCAAGUUGGGGACAGUUUUACUAAAAACACUGAGGCUACUUUCAAGUUCGUAAGAUUCCGUUUAUUGUUUUUUUUUCCAGUUUUUUUGGUAAUCUUAUAUUCUCUUUCUCUCAGGUUCUUCUGUAAUUUUAUGAAAAACUUCUGUUUGACUCUCCAUCUGCUUCAAAUUACGCCAAGUUCCACUUUAGGGGCAACAAAAUUGAAGGGUUUCUCUUUUUCUUAUGGAAUUUUCAUAACAAUUUUCAGAAAAAUUUAAGCGCAUUUUUAUGUUGAGAGCAUAUGUGACAUCAUGAACGAGUAGUACUUAGAAAUUCGAUAUUUUCCGAACAUACGCACAAUUCCGUUGACGUUUCCAUGCCCACAAAAAAUAGAAACUAGCGUCUAAAAACAGGUAAAGAUACGAUAGGGGUCAUUGCGCCUGUUCUCUUGUUUCACCUUGGGUUUUGAGACGCGUAGAAUUUUGUAGAAUGGCGUCCACUAAAAUAACCUUAAAUUCGCCGGCUUCACUCCAAUUUUCAAGAAGUUAAAACAUUACACUGAGAUGACUAGCUACGCAGGUAAAAAUCUUUUAUUAUACACUUGGUCUGAUUUUAUUUGCGGUAACUUUCUUUUAAACUGCGCAGACGGCACACGUUGCGAGUUUAUCUCUGUUUGCGUCAAAACAUCGUCGUGAAAAUGCAUUGUUCCUUGAAUCUUUUGCUGUAAUAGUUACUAUCUGUAGAUUAUGUUUCUUUCAAUAACUUUCCAAAUAGCAAACCAUAUGAAAUUUAUUCAUUUGAGAUAACUCAAUGCUGAAGUUUUGAAGCGUUGGAUGACUUCUCAAGCGUGUAAUGAAAAAGUCUUAAAGCUUUUUGUAAGAAAACUUUCAGUGCGUACACUCUUCACUUAAUACCAUUUAAAUUGAGCUCAAAGAUUUGUUAAUAUGCCGCUUGUGGUGUUGUAUACGAAGAAAAUAAAUACUUAAAGUAUAUCUGCCAAUUCCAAUUGCUUUCACACUUUCAUUUAUACAGUCAGUCAAUCAGUUAUCAAUUUUUUUUCUAUCGCCAAACAGGUUCUAAUUUGCAUUUUUGCAAAUAAAAGUUUCUCAUUUUAAUCGGCAAAUCAACAACAUGAAAUAACCAAAUUCUGGGGCAAGUUAUUCGCGUUCUUUUUUCGUAGUGAUCGCUGUAAAUCUCAUUUAACCCUUUAAAUCCUAAUAUCAGUAUAUAUAUUCUCCAUACUGUUCUUUAUACAUUUCCUUAGGUGCUGACAAGGAGAAUUUGUUUAACAAUCAAGAACUCCUUCAGUUGUUGAUCUUUUCCUUUAUUCUCACAACCUCAAUGUUUGAUUCAGGGGUGACAUUGUAAGGAGAAAUUAGAGGCUAAUCACUCGAAAGAAGUCAAAGGGUUCAUGCGGCAGGGGGAAGUCUGGUGCCGUUAGAGACAGUAGACACAUAGAGCUGCUCACGAAAUGGUUAGAAGAGAUAGAAAUUCAUUAUUUAAAAUACGGCAUUCAUUUAACCCUAUAUUUGAACCACUUUUUCUUUAUUACCACAGGCUAUGGACACUGUAGAGGUUAUUAUUACAGUUUUACUCCUCUGCCUCUUGGCGCUGGGCGUAUACUUGGCUGCUUUCUGGACGAUCUCAAGGAGGAAGAAAGGGGAACAUGAAGGUAGCCGUGGGGAGGUGCCGUACAAAUAUCUGGAAGAGGAGGCCGAGAAUGCUCGGAGGAAAGUGGCGGCGGCUUACGCACAGGAGACCAUGCCGAAAAUAACCAUUACUCCUGUUCAACCUAGGCCUAACUUUCCAAGGGUACGGAAUCCUUGUCUGCCCUUAGAGAGGGUGUGACUGUCUGUCUGUCUGUCUAUCUGUCUGGUCUGACUGAAAAAAUAAGCCAUUGCUUAAUCGAGUUAGCGAAUGCUUAUCUCACUGUCUGUUUACCUACUCGCUUGACUGAUUGAGAAACUAACUGGUUGACAAAUUGACAGACUCUAGACCUGACUGACUGACUGACUGACUGACUACUGACUGACUGACUGGCUGGAUGACUGACUAACUACUGACUGGCUGACUGACCGACUGACUGACUAUUGACUGACUGACUGGCUACUGGCUACUACUGACUGACUGACUGACUGACCACUGACUGACUGUCUGACUGAUCCGCUGACUAACUAACCGACUGACUGACUGACUGACUACCUGACCGACUGGCUACCUGACCGACUGACUAGCUGACUGACUGACCGACUGUCUUACUGACUGAAUCUGUCCUUGGAAACUUUACUAAACUUACAUAUUUCUUUCAAUAUGUUCAAAAACGUCAAUCAAAAUUAAACUUCUUUUUUUCUUUUUCAGAGUUUAUUAUCCUCAGACGAGUUACUUUCAACGGAAGACGAAGAGGAAGACGAAUCUCACAGCGAUGAACACGUGGAUUUAGGAAGACUUUAUUUUGCCCUCAGAUACGAUCAGCACCGGUACGGCGAAAAACUAUUACAAUCAAAUCCUUACAAGUCCUUCGCUCAAGACAUGAGUUGUCGCUCUUUUUCUAUUAUUUAUUUAUGUAUUUGUUUUUAUCAUAGUUCCUUGUGAGCAUCAAAGUGAGACACUCUCGUUGGUUUUUGCUCUGCUACUAAAUGCAUGGCUGGUUUUCUUCGAAUGCCAAAUCACGCAAGACUUGUUUGACACGCAAGACUUGUUUGAGAAUUUGGAAAGCGUUUUGUUUGACGAUUCAAUACUAUUUGCACUGCGGUGGAGAGAUGAAAUUAGGAGAUCCUCGCAGCUAUUGACAUGCAUACCCUGAAAAAUCCCCAUGCCCAUGCACCUUGCGAUACUUGCAUUGACCUGCAUGCACUUUGAUUCACCUGAUUUUCUUCAAAUUAAAUUCUGCUCCCGCGAUGGAAAGCAAUUUAGAGAUCUUUUGUUUGAUAAUUCCAAGAACUACAGAUAUCUUCAGCAUCCUUAAUUUUCUUCUUGCUUUGUAGUUCUAUGUUGGUUGUACGUCUUAUCAGAGCUGAGGACAUCCCCAUGGAACGAGAAGCCACCGGCACCUAUGUAGAUGUCAACAUCCUUCCUCUGAAUCUGCAGAGCCACACGUUUCAACCUAGCGACACAACAAUUAACAUUAAUUUCAGGUACAAGAACUUUUUUUUGUCUUUUAUCAUUCUGGCUAUUCAGAGGAGUCUGUGUUGGGAGGAUCUGGACCCUAGUAAAGGCCUCAUUCCAAACACAAUCUCUUUCAUUUUUGCUUCUGGACAUGAGGUAAGCAUCUUCCGAAUAAAUUUGACAUAAGAAAAGUUAACAGAAUGGAAGAAAGGAGUAAUGUAAAGGAAGGAGUGAAUUUGGCAUCCUAACAACAACUUGGAAAUGGCUCUCAGCCAAUGAAUAAAGCGAACAUGAAGAACUAAAAUCGCAUAAUUGGAAUUAAAUAGGCGUAUCUACUUUUUCGUUCUCUUACCUUUAACCCUUUAACUUCCAAGAUCUCAUUAGUAAUUCUCCCAACGGUCUGCCGUACAGUUCUUGUGAUGUUGGUUUGGAGAAUUUGGUAUUGGAUCAAGUUAUAAUCCCCUAACUGAUAUUUUUCUUUAUUCUUACCACUUUUCUGCUUGAUAUUGUAUUGAGAUUGUAAGGAGAAAUUCCGUCUUGGUCACUCAUGAGAGUUAAAGGGUUAACUAAUCUAUUCCAGUAAACAUGGCACGCCACGACAUUACUGACUUUAGAAUCCCAAGGGAUCUCCGAAUAAUACUUGUUGCCUCAGGAGUAAAGCUUUUUUGGAGCUCCUGUCUCGCUCCUUUUGCUUGAUUUGUCUCUUGCUAUUUGGCAUACUUUCUUAUAUUUCACCCUAACGUCGCUUCUUUUUUUCAUGCAGAGAAGUUUAUGAAUUUCCGCUGUCACUAGUGGACCUGGCACUACAGACACUCAACCUGCACAUUUUUCGAUAUGACAACUUUUCCCGCCGGACAUCUGUUGGCGACGUGUUUUUGGCUUUAGCUGAAUUAAGUGCGCAAGGGAUUGACUUCACCCGUGAAGUGUUUCUUUGCAGAAAUAUAAUCAGCCAUCAGGAGGUUAGAUGAACAGUUAUAUUUUAGUUCAGUUUGUUUGGAAACUUGUGGGAAAAAAAACUUAUGAUACCCUACUGGCCAAAUUUUUGUUAGACACAACCAAGGUUUUCUGUGCCCAGUACCAACUUUGUUGUUUCUGCCGCUUUAGUAGCGCUACCGUGAUUUUUCCGCGCUAGGCGCGGGUUGCAUGUUUUUCCGCCCUUGAUGCCCAUCCCUGCUUUACAUCAGGUGCAGGUUUUCUAGCGUUUGUCUUUUGUUGCAUCUUUUUCGCGCCUGCCAAAAAUUUGCGAGCUUUCUCGCGCUUAGCAUCCAUUGCAUGUCCUCUCGCAUAUUGCACGGAUAGCUUUACAUCGACUUUCUUUGUAUAUCUCUGGUUGCGAUCCUGAUUGGUCCAACUUGUAAUGUGUGACUCAUAGGUGGCUUCAAGAAAGACCACUCAAAGUAAUAUUCUUUUAUGUUGCUUUUAUGCAGAUCUACCGUACACUGGAUAAAGGAAAAACUAUGCACCCUGGUGACGAAGAAGAACAGGAAGCCAACGAAAUGAAACCGGACUCAAAAUUGAAAGAGAAAAAGGUUAGGCCUAUUUUAUGGUAUCCUCUCUCAAAACACUAGUGGCCGAUUUUGAAUCUCAAAUACUAAUGGCCGAUUUUGGAUUCAGGAUUUUGGACGCUAGUGGCUAAUUUUGGAGUUUGGAGGCUAGUGGCCGAUUUAGGAUUUUAGACACUGGUGACCGAUAGUGGGUUUUGGACACUAGUGGCCGAUUUUGGAUUUUGGAUUUUGAACGUUAGUGGCCGGUUUUGAAUUUUAAACACUAGUGGCCGAUUUGGGGUUUUGGACACUAAUGGCCGAUUUAGGAUUUUGGACACUAAUGGCUGAUUUUGGAUUUUAAGGACGCUAGUGGCCGAUUUUGGAUUUUGAAAACGAUGGCCGAUUUUGGAUUUUGAUUUUGGACACUAAUGGCCGAUUUUGAAUUUUGGACGUUAGUGGCCGAUUUUGAAUUUCAGACACCAGUAGCCGGUUUUAGAUUUUGGACGCUAGUGGCCGAUUUUGGAUUUUGGAUUUUGGAUUAUGGACACUAGUGGCCGAUUUUGAAUUUUGACACUAGUAGCCGAUUUUGGAUUUUGGACACCAAUGGCCGAUUUUGAAUUUUAAAAGCUAGUGGCCGAUUUUGGAUUUUGGAUAUUCACACGUGUGAUUAGUCAAUAAAGCUAAAGCCACCUUAUAAACUGGAAAAAAAUGUACAACGUAAAUUAAUUCACGAAUCGUUUAGUUCCGUUUUCUUUCGACUUAGUGUGCUAUAGUCUACCUUGCGCAAAACGCAAUGGAUUUAAGUAUAAAUCGAACAAGAGGCCGGCCGCUCGUUCGAUUUGCUCUCUCACUUAUUGCGGUCAGCAGAUAUCUAUCGGAGAAUUACUUCAGUUCACAGCCAAUAUCGUGUAAUUUCUUUGACUUUUCAUUGGCUCAUUGUGUUAUUUACUUUUGUUUAGAUUGGCCUUUUUGAUAGCUUUGCUUUUGAUCUACAACACUUAAUCGAAAAGUGCUUUAUCGCCCAUUACAGUUUUGAUAACUAAAGCGAUCAUUUUUUUUCUGCUCUUUGUGCAGGUGGGAAGGAAAGUAAGUUCUCAGAGAAUGUGGGAUGUACUACGAAGGGCUGUUAUGUCCGGAUCAUACAAAGGAGACAUUUUACCGUCUGAUUCUGCCAUGUACUGGGAGUCUAUCUUCACAUCUGAUGUCUCUAGCGCAGCGAGUAGCCCCCUUAAAUCACCAGGGUUCACAUACUUCUCAGACCCAGGCCCCCCCGAUGAACCACUUGACGGGAGCAGUGAAGAGGAAGGCGCAUUAUGGAAAGGAAGGGAGGAAGCUACCAUUGAUUCACCUGCGGACGAAUCUGAUUUCAAUUCAUCCGAAAAUGAGCAAGAAGUUGACGAGAGACGCAAGGACAGUUCUCAAUCCCCUCUGAUCAGGCAUGUGCAACUCUCCCCAGCUCCUGAAGAGUACUAUCGCAUAGUUCCUAUUGCACCUUUUACCACCCCUUCUAAGGACAGAAGAGAAUCAACUGAACGGUCAUAUUCCUGGAAACUACCUCAAACCUACACGUCACGUGAUCAUGAUGUAGUACAGACUCUUUCCCAGGCCUACAAGGAGCCUCGAGUAGUUCCUUUUACCGCCGUUUCUCAAUUCGAACCGGGAGCCCUGCCCGGUAAAUCCGUUUCCUUUCAAUUUCCUCCGUCUGAAGACGGAAGUGAAGUAAAAGACUGUAACUCUAGGCCUUCUCAGCAGAAAAAAUCAGGUGAUACGAAGAAAAAAAGUGGCGCACUCCGACGUAGACUGAGAUUGUCCCCUAGAAAAGAGCCCGAUGGUGAGCCCGCCGAAAAAAUGGUCAGCGCGGUGAGAGGGAAAUCUAAGCUUCUACUCACAAAGUCACGUUCCAAGUCUUUCCCGAAGAGUGACAAAAUAACUUCUCAGCGAAAAGAAAUAGAACUUUAUGAAGAUUUAACGAUUGAAACAGCUGAGGAUGAGCCUCUUGUGGGGGCUUCUUCAAGAUUAUCAGAAGACGUCACCGAACAGCUGGAAUUUGAACUCGAUCCUUUACCGAGUCGACGAAUGAACUUCCCGUCGAUCUCAGCCGAAGACUACCGAACUCCGCCGAUAUCGACAUUUAGCGAUUUUUAUUCAAUUACCCGAUCACAAUCGGAUCCAAACGUCGAUGUCGAACGAUUCCGAAGAUUAGAGGGAUCAUCCUCGGAAUACCGACGAGUUUGUUCGAUGUUGGAUGUACACAACGAUAGAACUUCACGUGAUGAAGAAAAAAAUUAAACGGUUGACAGUUACCGCAUAAAUGGAAUUUUUAUCAAAGUAAUAUGGUGGAGUUAUUCUUCAAUCUACGCGGGUUUUUGCGAUAAAAAAAUGCUAGUGCCCGUUGACAAAGAAUACAUAUUUAAAGUGCAAAGUUAUUAGAGUCUUAGAAUUAAGUUCAACGCAAUGUUAAUUCGCACGAGGCUUCAGAAAAAAGCCUUCAUUUUCGGCAGAUCUUGAAAGAAUAGCAAGGAACUAUAUUUUUGAAGAGAGAUCGACAAGCAAUUUAAAGUAGAAUAUAUUCCAUUUUCCAAAGCUUUUGUCUUUGUAGUAUACAACAGGAAAAUGGAACGCACCUAAGAAAGAAUCGAUACGUUCAAAACGGUUUUCUUGAUGUGCUUCCUGAAAAUAAAUAUAUAUAUAUAAAUAUUUUCACUUUCUGGAAUAAAUAAUUGGAAUUUUAAAAUUCAAUUUAUGCGAGUGACUUUCGCCCGUAGAUUACAGAUAUAUAACUUGUGAAAUAUAACAUCAUUCAUAGGGACAGCAGAGGCUGAUUUUUCCAGGAUCAGUGGAGAAUGUAAGGUUUUGUUCCUGUCAAUAAAAAGCCCCGU
Pocillopora meandrina is the source of this 8373-nucleotide messenger RNA. Lineage: Eukaryota; Metazoa; Cnidaria; Anthozoa; Scleractinia; Pocilloporidae. The record is from the annotation of a GenBank genome assembly.